AUGAACAAUAAUAAUGAUGACGGUGUUAGACCAAGUAACCUUGAUUCAUUUGUGGGUCAAGAUGAGUUGAUCGGCGAGAAAGGAAUUCUAAGAAAUUUAAUAUUACUAGACAAAAUACCUGGAACUGGAAAAACCACACUUGCAAGAAUAAUUGCAAAUACGACAAAUUCUGUAUUUAAAGAAUUUUCUGGAACUUCUCAUGCUUUUGAUGAGGCAAAGAAUGAGCAAAAGUUGUUAGGACAUCGUACUAUAAUAUUUUUGGAUGAAAUUCAUCGAUUUAAUAAGGCUCAACAAGAUUUAUUUCGAGCCACAACUGAAAAUCCUUCAUUUAAGAUAAAUUCCGCACUUCUCAGUCGGUGUAUGGUUUUUGCAUUAAAAAAAUUAUCUACUGAUGAAAUACUUAUCAUUUUGAAAAAAGCUUUGGCACAAGAAAUUUCUGCACAAAAAAUUAUUAAUGUUGAUGAUGUUGACUCAGUUAUGGAUGAUGAUGUUGAACAAUUCGAGAAUAUUAUAGAUGAUGAAUCAUUGAAGUUUUUAGCAGUAAUUAGUGAUGGUGAUGCUAGAGUUGCGCUUAAUGCACUUGAGGUUGCUUUAAAUAUAAGCAAACGUGAACCAAGAAGAACAAAAUUAAACAAAGAUGAUAUUAAAAAAAUAUUUCAAAAAUCUCAUUUAUUAUAUGAUAAAGACGGCGAAGAACACUAUAAUAUAAUUAGUGCACUUCAUAAAAGUAUGCGUGGAAGCGAUCCUAAUGCAAGUUUAUAUUGGUUGGGCCGUAUGUUAACAGCAGGAGAAGAUCCAUUGUAUAUAGCUAGAAGAUUAAUCGUAUUUGCUUCUGAAGACGUUGGACUUGCGGAUAACAGUGCUUUACCUUUGGCUAUCUCAACUUAUCAAGCAUGUCAAUUCAUAGGAAUGCCAGAAUGUGAAAUAAAUUUGGCUCAUUGCGUUGUUUAUUUGGCUGAAGCAAAGAAAAGCAUUAGAUCUUAUAAAGCUUAUAAACUUGUAAAAGAAUAUGCUUAUCCUGUUCCAUUACAUAUUAGAAAUGCACCUACUGGAUUAAUGAAGGAACUUGGAUAUGGGGAAGGUUAUAAAUAUAAUCCUGGCUAUGAAGGUCCUGUUUAUCAAGAAUAUCUUCCGCUAGAAUUAAAAAAUAAAGUAUUUCUUGAUGUUGAGGGAGAAAAAAAAUCAUUUGAUAAAAGGUUUAAAAUUCAACUUGCUGCUGCUAAAUUGAUUCAUUCGGUAGAUGAUGAUCCUCGAUAUGUUGAAUAUUUAUCAAAAUCACUUGGAUAUUCUGAGGAUCAUAAAAAUAAUGAAUGGGAGGAACCAUUGAUGCUGAAAUAUUAUGCAAUAGUUACAGCAAUGGUAGAAGCAAUGAAUGAAUGGUAA
Molecule: messenger RNA, 1383 nt
Organism: Entrophospora candida
Lineage: Eukaryota; Fungi; Glomeromycota; Glomeromycetes; Entrophosporales; Entrophosporaceae
Source: the annotation of a GenBank genome assembly